This is a messenger RNA of Aureobasidium uvarum, 2186 nucleotides long. The record is from the annotation of a GenBank genome assembly. NCBI's taxonomy places the organism in Eukaryota, Fungi, Ascomycota, Dothideomycetes, Dothideales, Saccotheciaceae.
UCACCAUGUCGUCCUGCCUCGGAUUCCGCAAGUCAAAGUCUGACGACACAGAGCCUUUGCUACCCCAGUACCGCGAUGACACGAUCCUUCAGCGCGAGCUGCACCAGAAGCUUCACUCAUAUCAGAUGAUCAGAGCCCUGGCCGAUGGAUACAUGCCCUCGAAUGAACAGCUGGUCAUCAACCUCAGAUCUUUGCUCUCUUCCGAUGUCUUGAACCCUAGCGACCCAAACCUCAGUGAUUCGGGAAGACGCCUAGCCAAGUUCACAAAACAGUGGCUCAAGGACUUUAUCGAACUGCUUGUGCACAAGAACAGCGAGGAUCAGAUCCAGGAUUUCAUCUGGUCCUUGACUCAGUCCAGAGUCAAAGUCGACGUCGAGGAUCUAGCUCAGAGAGCCUACAAGGCUCACCUUCAAACGGUUGGAUCCCUUCUUCUCACCAACUCUGAUUUCCGCAUCUUCCUCUCUGAUCUGAGCACUGUCGGCCGUGAGGUUUUCAAGGAUGCUGCUUUCUCGCUAUCAAACGUCGCAGAAGAGGCGGGCAAGAAGAUUGAGCCAUCGCAACAAGAACAAGCCAAGUUGACAGAGCCUGGCGCCGACUCUGGACCCCCACCCUCCGGCAAGGACCUUGGAAACGACGUCGCAGAUGUAGGCAAGGUUGUAGCAAACGGAGUCGCUCAGGUCGCUCAGGACACCGAGCAGAGUGCCGAGGAGAAGCUCUCUGGUGAUGAAGGUCAAGUCAUGUUGAAUCGCUUGAAGCAGGCAGUCAUGCAGCUCAGAAAGCGUCCUGACUACAACGAAUCUGUCUCUACCAUAUCGACCCUGCUCAAGCGCUACGCUAUUGCUUACUCCCGCUCGGUCGAGGAGACUGUCAACGCUCUUGAGGAGGACGUACACGAGAACGCCGCUAUGGACAAGGCUGGAAAGAACUUCUGGUCUCUAGUCUCCUCUUUCGGUGACCGUGAGGCCUGGAAGAAGCUCGAGGAGACAUUCAAGAAGGUCGUUUCGCACUCCGAAAAGGAUCCCGACUUUGAAAACCUCAUGGUCGAUAUCGGCAACUCGCUUCAGACUCUUCUUACUGAUCCCAACUUCUUCGACACUGCUCGCGAGAAGUUCGAUGAAUUGCGUGAGAAGUCCAAGAAGGUUGGCUCGGAAUCUGAUCUCCGUACCGAUAUCGACAACUUCCUUGGACAGCUUCAAGAAACUUUGGUCUCUGUGCUGCACGACGAAGACGUGGCUAAGCUCAUGCAGCACACUCUCAAGAUUUUCCGCAUUCUGUCGCCUCUCCACAACGCUGCUAACCCCGAGCUCAUCACUGAUGCCAUCAACACCUUCAUUCCUCUGAUGAUUGCUGCCAUUCAGUACGUUCCCAUCCCUCGUCUGGAGAUCAGCACUCCCGAUAUUGAUCUCUUGCUCGAGAACCUUAUCAUCGAGCCUGGUAAGACGGUCAAUCACACCUCAUUCUUGCCUUACAAGCUCCGCGUCGAGACCUACAACGACUUUGAGAUUCGCAAGGCCAGAUUCCGUACUACUUCUACAUCGUCUCACUUGGUGACCAUCAAGAUUGAUGGUAUCUCUGCCCGCGCAGAGGAAGUUGGCUUCUGGAUGCGCGCUCACUCUGGUCUUUUCAGAUUGGCUGACGAGGGAAUCACCUCAUUCGCUCUCGACGAGAAGGGCUUGGACAUUCACCUCGAUGUUGAGAUUGCAAAGGACAGAAUGGAGUCGAUGCUCAGCCUCAAGGCUGUUCGCGUCAACGUGCACAAGCUUGAUUACACCUUGCGCAAGAGCAAGUUCUCCUGGCUCGCUUGGCUCGUCAAGCCCAUCCUCAGACCCAUUGUUCGCAAGGUCAUGGAGAAGCAGAUUGCUACUGCUAUCGCAGACGCUUUGCACACAGCCAACCGCGAGCUACUGUACGCACGUGAGCGCCUGCGUGCUACUCGUGUUGCCGACCCCAACGACCUUAUCACCUUCUUCAAGGCAGUUGCUGCACGCCUGCAGCCCGAGGAGGACCCAGACCUCUACACUCGCGUUGGCAUUGCUCAGCCUGGCAAGGGCGUCUUCAAGGGUAAGUACGCACCUGGAAGUGUGGUCAAGCUUUGGAACGAAGAGGCUGCUCAAGCCGAGGAGAGAAUCGAGGACGGCUCAGAGAUCAGAGGCUGGAGAAACGAUGUUUUCAGCUUGUUGGCUGUU